AUGCCUAGAGCAAAUGAUUCGGAGACUAUCAGGAUUCUCAUAUCCACCGACAAUCAUGUUGGAUACAAUGAGCGUGAUCCUAUUCGCGGGGACGACAGCUGGAAGAGCUUCCAUGAAAUCAUGUGCCUAGCCAAGGAACGUGAUGUCGACAUGGUGUUACUAGCAGGAGAUCUGUUCCAUGAGAAUAAGCCUUCGCGGAAAUCCAUGUACCAAGUGAUGAGGUCCAUUCGAAUGAAUUGCUUCGGAGACAAACCAUGCGAGCUGGAAAUGCUCAGUGAUGCAAGCGAGAACUUCCAGGGCGCAUUCAACCAUGUCAAUUAUGAGGACUUGGACAUGAAUGUCGCAAUUCCGAUCUUUUCAAUCCAUGGCAACCAUGAUGAUCCUUCUGGUGAGGGUCAUCUCGCUGCACUCGAUUUACUUCAGGUAUCGGGUCUUCUCAACUACUAUGGCCGCACUCCAGAGUCAGACAACAUCCAAAUUAAACCUGUUCUGUUGCAAAAGGGUCGGACAAAGCUCGCGCUAUAUGGUAUGAGCAACGUGCGUGACGAGCGACUGUACCGCACUUUCCGGGACGGGAAGGUCAAAUUCUUCCAACCGUCUAUCCAGAAGUCCGAUUGGUUCAACUUAAUGUCUGUACAUCAGAACCACCAUGCGCAUACAGAAACCAGCUACUUGCCAGAAAACUUCUUGCCCGAGUUCCUGGACUUGGUCGUCUGGGGCCACGAACAUGAAUGUUUGAUCGACCCCAAGCUCAACCCGGAAACAAAGUUCCACGUCAUGCAACCAGGAUCAUCUGUUGCUACGUCUUUGGUCCCUGGAGAAGCUGUGGCGAAGCAGGUCUCAAUCCUGAGUGUAACUGGCCGAGAGUUCAAAAACGAGCCUAUCCGCCUGAAGACCGUUCGACCAUUUGUCAUGCGUGAGAUCGUUCUCGCUGAAGAAAAAGGAGCGCAAAAGCUUGCCCGUAAGGACAACAAUCGGACAGAAGUUACUCGGUUCCUCAUGACUAUUGUUGAGGAAUUGAUCGAAGAGGCCAAUGCGGAAUGGCUGGAGAUGCAGGGCGAGCUCAAUGAAAACCCCGACGACCCGCCUGAGGUGCCUCUACCGCUUGUGCGACUCCGCGUGGAAAUUUCCACUCCAGAGGGAGGCGCCUUUGAGUGCGAAAACCCCCAACGAUUCUCCAAUCGGUUCGUUGGGAAGGUCGCUAACGUGAACGACGUGGUGCAAUUCCACCGCAAGAAAAAGGGGGCAAGCACAAGGGCAGAUGCUACAUCGAUCGAUGAAGAUGCCGCGGUUUCUCAUCUGUCAGCUCUGGACACAGUGAAAGUGGAACAGCUCGUGCGAGAGUUCCUGUCAUCGCAGUCCCUUAGCAUCUUACCCCAGAACUCCUUUGGUGAUGCUGUUGCACAAUUUAUUGACAAGGAUGACAAACACGCGAUGGAAAUGUUCGUCAACGAAUCUCUUGAGAAUCAAGUCAAACAUUUGUUGUCAUUAGAUCGAGACGACGAUGAGAUGGACGAAGAUGGGGGAGAACAAAGCUCUUUGGUCAAUGCCAUGGAAAAGUACCGUGGUCAAAUGGAGACUAUGUUCUCCAAGGGUAUCAAAAAGCGAAACCGAGGAAAAAAGCGCUUCAAGCCCAAGCCAGAUGGCUGGGACUCCGAAUUCGAUGGAGCAUGGGAAGACCAGCCUGGUGCGUUGAUCCACUCUGACAAUGAGGGCGGAGAUAGAGCCGAGGAAGAAGCUGCGGAAGACGGAACGUCGCCAGCUGAUGGUCGUGCCGCACCCGCUCCUCGAGGUCGAGGCAGGGGCAGGGGUAGGGGCCGUGGUGCCGCGACCAGUGCGCGUACUACCAAGGCCAAGGCUGCACCAGAAAAGAAGACUACAAAAGGUCGCAAGAAACAGGCCGUCUCAGAUGAAGAAUCGGACGACGUGAUCAUGCUGGAGGACGAUGACAACGACGAUGCCGGGGCCCAUGUGAUCUCAGAUGAUGAUGACGAUGACGAUUCACAAGCAUUGUUUGUCAAGCAGCCUCGUGCUUCUGCUGCUGCCAAAUCACGCAAAGCUGCCCCCGCUGCAACUACAACGACUCAGCGCCGUGGACGAGCUGCCGCCUCGCCGGCUCCUUCGUCGGCCACUGUUGGGGGGACAGCUCCACGCCGAGCUGCUGCCCGAGGUGGUAAAUCUCAAUCGACCCUGAACUUCGCUGGCUCACAAGCCAGUGCUUCUCAAACAUCGCGGCCUAGCCGCUCCAAUCGGAACACAAGCAUCAUCAGCGAUGGCGUUGAUGACGAUGAUUCUGAUGAUGAUGCCUUCGAGGAGAUGCCGAGUACCAACUCGAGACGCCGCAGAUGA
This is a messenger RNA of Penicillium brevicompactum, 2349 nucleotides long. Its product is annotated as MRX complex nuclease subunit. Gene Ontology annotation, biological process: mitotic intra-S DNA damage checkpoint signaling; double-strand break repair via nonhomologous end joining; meiotic DNA double-strand break formation. The transcript has 2 exons. NCBI's taxonomy places the organism in Eukaryota, Fungi, Ascomycota, Eurotiomycetes, Eurotiales, Aspergillaceae. Gene Ontology annotation, molecular function: manganese ion binding; DNA endonuclease activity; 3'-5'-DNA exonuclease activity. The record is from RefSeq and is a predicted model, not a curated record. The coding region runs from base 1 to 2349 and encodes 782 amino acids. Gene Ontology annotation, cellular component: Mre11 complex; nucleus.